AUGCAUCUUAGCCGAACAGUUUUCAAGCUUUCAAAGCACUUUGAAUAUUAUUCAAAAUUUCAACCGACAGCAGUAACACUUAAAAGCCUUAUUGAUUUUGCUGUUAAAGAUGAUAUAAUAGCUUCAUAUAAAUUUUUACGUGUUGAAUUACUUGUUCGAUGGUCUCAUAUGCGUAAAGAAAUGAAUUAUAUACCGGGAAGAUUACUUGAAAUGCCAAGUUUUAAACAUAUAAAUUCACUUUAUGAUCAAAGUUUUUCAGAAAUUCUUGCAUUUAAAAAUGUUGAGCCAACUGCAACAACACUUCGCAACUUUACAGAAACAUUAGUUGGUAUUCGACGUCGACAUGCGGAUAUUGUUCCAACUUUUGCUCGAGUUAAUAAUGCAUAUAUGGAAAUGGAACAAACAGGUCCAGUUGAUUUAAUAGAAAAAAAUCGUUUACAAUAUUUUUAUGAUCGAAUUUUUAUAAAUCGUAUUGGUAUAAGAACAUUAAUUUAUCAACAUACUCUUUUAUUUGGUAAUGAAUCUCCUCCAACUUCACAACAAGUGGGUAUUAUCGAUCCUUAUUGUGAUGUAGCCCGUGUUGUUCAAGAUGCUUAUGCCACAGCAAAACGUUUGUUCGAACGAGCAUCAUAUCGAGUUCCUGAUGUUGAAAUUACAUCUUAUAAUGCACGCCAGAAUGAAGACAGUCAAGUAACUAUUGUCUAUAUUCCAGCUCAUAUUUAUCAUAUUACAUUUGAAUUAUUAAAAAAUUCACUUCGUGCAACUAUCGAACGUCAUGGGUUAGAUGCAAAAACCUACCCAUCUGUACGUGUUCAUAUUGUUAAAGGUCAUGAAGAUUUAACAAUAGAAAUUGCUGAUCGAGGUGGUGGUGUUUCACGUUCAAAAUUAUCUCAUUUAUUUCAUUAUAUGUAUUCAACUGCACCUAAACCUCAAAUAGAAUCUACUGGUGAUGCAAAAGGAACCCCUAUUGCUGGUCUUGGUUAUGGUUUACCAAUAGCUCGUCUCUAUGC
Molecule: messenger RNA, 1010 nt
Organism: Rotaria sordida
Lineage: Eukaryota; Metazoa; Rotifera; Eurotatoria; Philodinida; Philodinidae
Source: the annotation of a GenBank genome assembly